UAAGGACUUGUCCGUACGCUAUGCGUGCUGGUGGCUGUACAAUAAUAUAAGAACUUGUAUAUAUAAAUAAAAAAUAAAAUAAAAAAGUAGGUACCCAGGGAACUCUGGGGCUGCAUCCUCGGGACGGUUAGUAUGUCAACCAUUUGGGAACCAUUUGGGGACCUGCAAUACAAACUUUAGGUACACUCUAUAUACACAGACUUCCUGACCCCCAACAAAAUUAAUUAUUUUAUUACUUUAUCCUGUAUCAAGUUGUAUAAGUAUACUGUAUAUACAUACAGUUGUGUAGCCACAGUCUAAAGGUUAGGUAAGGCUUCGUUGUUGCACGAUUAUUAAAAUUAAAUUCUAUGGUUCAUUUUAAUUUUGAGAUUUCCCAGUUUUCAUUAAAAAAUACGAGUCCAUUUUCCUUUGAAAAUGAGGUUUCAAUGAUAGUGUGUGAUAAAUAUGCUACAUGUACUUAAAGCUCCAUUCUUGGUUUUUUAUCAUUUCAAAUACAAAUAUUUAUUCAGGUAAAGUACAUACAUACAAGGUGAGAUACAAAAAGUUGAUGGAUAUAUAGAUAGAGCUAGUACAUACAAUGCCUAAAGCCACUAUUACACAAAGCUUAAUUCUAUAGUUUAUUUUCAUGUUGAGUUGGCAAGGUUUUCGUUCACUCAGGUAUGGCCCUGCUACUUUUUGAAAAUAAGUUUUGAGGCUGGGGACGUGAAAAAUGAGCUAGUUGUCGUUAAAUGUUUUUUACAAACAUGUUCAUUUGGUAACCUUAUCUUGUGAUGAUUUCGGGGCCCAACAUCCCUGCGGUCCGGUCCUCGACCAAGCCUCCUCCUGGUAGUUGUCUAUUAUAUUAUAGGUUAAAAUUAAUAUUUUGUUAUGUAAAAUUAGCCCAUAGGGCGUGGAGACAUCAAUCAACGCAUCCUGGAGACAUUUCUGGAUGCAACGAAUCCCUCACUGCAACAAGUUGGGUUUGAUCCCAUACAGUUCGUUGAAUCAAGGUCGUACUGUAUGGUAUAUACAGUUUGCCUGUACUCAACAUAAAUUAUUAUAAUGUUAACAAUUUCUGCCUUAUGAAUAAUCAUUUUUCUUGAGUUUUGAUGAGUGUGACUGAGAAAAGAGUUCCAAUUCAUUGUUUGAGAUUCUUUUUUUCUUUUUAAUAUUAGUUAACAUUACAAAACAUUCCCAUCAUUAUUAUGCACCCGAAUCUUAUUCUAUUAAUUUUGUGUAGUUAGCCAUUUGUUUUCACACAUUUUGUAAGUUAACACACAAAUAAUGAAAUGUCAAAACAUGUUUUACUAGAAAUUUAACUUAAAUACUGUAUAUUAGUAUGUUACUGACGAGCGGCUAACAGAAGGGUAAGUAAAUCCCACAAUAAAAUAAAAAUUUAUUUAUUUAUUUAUAUAUACAAGAAUAAUAACAUUCUUGUACUGACACUAUUACGCAUAGUGUUUUGGGCAAGUCCUUAAUCCUAAUGUUCCCCAGAAUACGACCCUCCAAAUCGUUUAACAACCAGGUACCCAUAAGUUUAAGUUAUACUGUAUUAUAAUUGAUGAGUAAGAUAUGAAAAGAUAUCACUUGUAAGUGAAGGUAAAACGUAUUGAAGAUCUGAUUCCUUAUAUGGAUAGUUUUGGUUUGUUUUGUGCUCAAAGAGAGAGAGAACUUGCAGCUUCCUAGUUCUUUCUUUUAACAUCACUACAAUAAAACAACAAAUGAUUUGUAAGUCCAUAUCACGUCGCCCAAGCACAGACAUGCUGCGAAGGGAGAUUCGCAUGAGAAGAUAUCGGCAGUUUCUCCUCCUGAGUACAGAGCUACAAGACCCUGGGGAUCCACUAUCAAAAUAUACCCCACAGGAAUUUCAAGAUAUAUACAGGCUGUCAAAGGAGUUGUUUUGUGAGCUGCUCAACAUGAUCCAGGGGGAUCUGGAGCGCUCUGACAACCGUGGCCGGCCUCUUCCUGCCAUCUAUCAGCUCUUGAUUGCCCUUCACUUUUAUUGCAGUGGCUCUUACCAGAAAGUUGUUGGGGAUCAACAUGGAUUGCAAGUCAGUCAGCCAACAGUGUGUCGAACAAUCCACCGGGUAUCAGAAGCCCUAGCCAAGCGUUACAGUCAAUUUGUAACUUUUCCCUCUGUUGCUGAAGCUGCCGAUGUACAUACCAAAUUUUAUGAUGUGGCUCAGUUUCCCAAUGUUAUUGGAGCCAUCGACUGCAUCCACAUGCGGAUAUCUAAUCCCGGAGGUGCAAUGGCAGAACAAUGUAAGAAUAGUAAAAGCUGGUACUCUGUUAACUGUCAAGUAGUAGUUGGUCCCGAUUUAAAAAUAUUAACAGCCAUUGUCCGCUGGGGAGGGAGUGUACCCGAUUGGCAGAUAUAUGAAAAUUCAAGAUUAAAGCAAGUACUGGAACAAGGAGAGUAUGGCCAUCUUGUAGGGGAUUCUGCAUAUCAGUGUCAGCGCUACUUGUUGACUCCAGUCGUCAACCCUGUGACGCCAGCAGAGAAAUGCUACAAUCGAGCUCACUCUUCAACUCGAAGAAAAGUAAAGCGAGUAUUUGGAAUGGUGAAAAGGCGCUUCCAGUGCACAAGUCAAGAACUUAGGUCAAAUCCCAAAACUUCUUGUGCAAUUAUUUUAAGUUGUUUUGCGUUACAUAAUUUUGCACUUGAACGGCAAGGUCCACCCAAUGACUCUGAAGCCCUUUAUGCCCCUGAUGAGUCUCCCCAAGACAGAUUUGUUGGAGACGACGACCCUGAGGGGGAAUCUUAUCGUCAGCAUAUAAUUUAUGAAUGGUUCAGUCAUGAUCCCUCAGGAAUAUCCUACCAACCUGAUGAUGGAAUAUGUGAAAAUCAAGCAUGGUGAAAAACAGGUAUUACUUAUGAUCUUGGCCAAAGAUAACUUGCAUGAAAUCCAAUAGCUAUAGUAUGAUGUAUUGUUAUAAAUGAAUUUUGCAUGAUCUUUGUGAAUGUGUCUGUAAUCUAUGAUAAAUUAUAGUGACAUAUAAA
Procambarus clarkii (red swamp crayfish) is the source of this 2980-nucleotide messenger RNA. RefSeq names its product putative nuclease HARBI1. The record is from RefSeq and is a predicted model, not a curated record. NCBI's taxonomy places the organism in Eukaryota, Metazoa, Arthropoda, Malacostraca, Decapoda, Cambaridae.